AUGAUUGACUGUAAACCUGUUACAAUGCCCAUGGCCACCACCUCUGCAGCCUCUUCCUCAGGGGGUGUCCUUCUCUCGGAUCCUGCAAGGUAUAGAUCCAUUGUAGGUGCUCUCCAAUACAUCACUCUCACCAGACCUGAUGUAGCCUACUCUAUCAAUCAAGCCUGCCAGUUUAUGUAUGCUCCCUCGAAGGACCAUUGGACCCUGGUCAAAAGAAUCCUCCGUUAUCUCCAGGGCACAAAAGACCAAGGGUUGUUCAUCUCUAGGUCCGACUCUCUUCAACUUCAGGCAUUCUCUGAUGUUGAUUGGGCUGGUGAUAGUGCUGAUCGGAAAUCAAAAGGCGGUUAUGCCAUCUAUAUGGGUCCCAAUUUAAUCUCUUGGUCAUCUAAAAAGCAAAAUACGGUUGCAUGCGCUUCUACUGAAUCAGAGUACAAGGCUAUCGCUGAUGCUUGUGCAGAACUCACAUCGCUCCACUUUCUCUUUGCUGAACUGAGCAUUCCUAUCCCACAGUGCCAAUCCUCUGGUGUGACAAUAUUGGUGCCACUUAUCUCUCAUUCAAUCCUAUGUUUCAUACCAAUACAAAACAUGUUGAAAUAG
Macadamia integrifolia is the source of this 597-nucleotide messenger RNA. RefSeq names its product secreted RxLR effector protein 161-like. Bases 1 to 597 code for a protein of 198 amino acids. The record is from RefSeq and is a predicted model, not a curated record. NCBI's taxonomy places the organism in Eukaryota, Viridiplantae, Streptophyta, Magnoliopsida, Proteales, Proteaceae. The transcript has a single exon.